CAUUUUUCUCUUGCCACCAAAAAGUAAAAAUCUAAUCAGUUUUUUAUUUAUUUUCUAUUAAUCAAAUUUUAUUCUCUUACUAAUUAAUUAGUUGUAUCUUUAAUACGUUCAUCAGUAAAUGUGUAAAUCUUUAUGGGUUGAUUAGUGUGGUGUUGGUUUUAUUAUCCAUUUUGUUUUCUUCAAACAUCUUAGCCUAUUGGAGAGAGAAAGGAAAGAAAAAUCUUCAUCUUCAGCCAUUUAUAAUUUUGUGUUUUCUAUUCUAGAAUAAGAAUUGUCAUGAAAUUGGUUUGGUGAUCAAUCUUUCAUUUUUCUUCUUUAAUUAUUUUUAUUUGUUCCAUUUUUAUUUUGACCUUGUCCUGACAAAUCCAAAGAAUUGAUUAAAGUAAAAAGUAAUCUCCCGGAAACAUCAUCACCAGAAGCAAUAACAUGGCUGCACCAAUUACUUUGGACAAUUGUUAUGUUUCUCUAUUGUCCAUGGCUGAAGGUUUUAAAGCUUCUAAUCCUCCUGAUGUCAAGAGAAGUGUCCAAUGUCUUCAAGCAAUACUUAAUCUUCCAGUUGACCAUUAUACUAUGGCAAAAACUCAUUUACAAAUUGGCUCUUUAAUUAGUAAACAUACAACUAAUAUUGACAUCGCCUGUAAACAUUUUGAAGAUGCUUGGCGGUUAUCUCAUAGUAUACCGGGAGCCGAAGAUAUAAUGUUGGAAUCUAUUGCCAUGUUGGUUAAUGUUUAUGAGAGACAAAACGAGUAUCGAACAGCUAAAGAUAUUCUGUCGAAAGGUUUAGAAGGUUCUUCUAAUCAUGUUUGGUGGCAUUGUAAAUUCUUAUUCCAAUUGGCUCAGAUUCAUGCCAAGGAACAUGAUUACAUGUCUUCGGCCAAUAUUCUCAGUGCUGGAGCUGAUUAUGCUCAAAUGUCUGGUGCCUCUUACACGAGAAUUUUAUUCCUUCUUAGUAAAGGGAUGAUGCUUUUAAUUGGUCGGAGUUAUGUUGAUGCUCAUACGGCUAUUAGUUUAGCCCAACAACUUCUCGAAUCAUGGCAAGGAAAUAAUCAACAGAAAGAAAGUUUAACCGUUUUCUUCCUGAUUCUACAAGUUUGUCAUCACUUGAACGCUGGAAAAGCUAAAAGUGCCAAAUCCCCGUUGAAAAUAUUGCAACAUAGUAUUCAAAAUCUUUCUACUUUCGAUUCAAAAUCAUUAACAUUCUCCAUGACCGAUGAAAGUGGUUUCCAUUGGAUGCCAAAGGAAUAUAUGUGUGUCCUUGUUUAUUUGGUCACUGUACUUCAUUCUAUGCAAGCCGGUUAUAUGGACAGAGUUCAAAAAUAUACAGAAAAAGCUUUGAUGCAAAUUGAGAAGCUCAAAAUGAUUGAUAAUCAUCCAUUGUUACAUACCUUUCAACUCAUUCUUCUCGAGCACAUUUCAAUGUGUCGACUUGUUAUGGGUAAUCGUACAAUCGCUAUAAAAGAAACUGUUCAAGCUAUUCACAUAUGUAAUCGAGAUCAUCGAUUAAAAGUGAGACAUCAACCUGUAAUUCAUUCACUUCUUGGUCUUUAUUCAAUGUCAAUGAAUGUUGGUAACACCGCCGAGUUUCACCUUCGAGCUGUACUCGCCUCUCCCGGAGCAACUGCUGAGCUUAAGGUUCUUGCCUCGCUCAAUUUAUCAAUAGUUUACCUACGAAUGGCAAGACAUUCAGAGUUGAAUGAACUAUUGGUUAAAUUAAAUCCAGAUACCUUACAAUCAGCAUCACAGAGUGUAAAAGCCGCUUGUUUAUAUGUAUUGGGUUUAAAUGCUUUCUUUCAAAAUCGUUUCAACGAUGCUAAACGUUUCCUUCGAGAUACCUUACAAAUGGCUAAUUGUGAGGAAUUAAAUCGUUUGACAUCAUGUUCGCUGGUUCUUCUUGGUCAUAUAUUUUUUGCUCUUGGAAAUUGUAAGGAAAGUAUGAACAUGGUAACUCCAGCCAUGGAAUUAGCAAGUAAAAUACCUGAUAUUCAUGUCCAAUUAUGGGCAACAUCACUUUUAAAUCAUUUAUACGGAUUCUUUGGUAACAGUCUUCAGGCUCAGAAAGCUGAUCAAACGCACAACACUUUCUCCCAACAUUAUAUGAACGAUUAUUAUCAAGCCAGUCAAACACCUGAGCAUUCAUAUAUCAAUUGGACAGGAGAUUAAUCAAUAACUAUUGUUAAGCAAAAUUUUUACUCAAAAGGCACAAUUAACAUGACAUUUCAACUUAUAUAUGCUCCAUUAACACAUCUUCCUUUAUUGCUAACCAUAAGUGAUUAAAAAUCAAUCAAUUGCCGCUCAAAAAUUGAAUUAAAAAAGUCAAAGCAAUUAAGAAAAUCAAUAAAAAAUCAUCAUCAUCAUCUCUCUGCAAUAAGAAUAAUAAUGAUAAUCUCACUUCCACUUGCACUCCCACAAUUUAAACCAUUUGACGCUGAUUAAUCAUAAAUCCAAAUCUCUAUUUAUUAAAUUUAUUUAAUCAAAUGUUACAAAUUAUCUAAUAAAUAAAAAAUUAAUUUUCUUUUCUAAA
Molecule: messenger RNA, 2521 nt
Organism: Panonychus citri (citrus red mite)
Lineage: Eukaryota; Metazoa; Arthropoda; Arachnida; Trombidiformes; Tetranychidae
Gene: Mau2
Product: MAU2 chromatid cohesion factor homolog
Exons: 11
Coding region: 427-2160 (577 amino acids)
Biological process (GO): mitotic sister chromatid cohesion; maintenance of mitotic sister chromatid cohesion
Cellular component (GO): chromatin; SMC loading complex
Molecular function (GO): protein binding; double-stranded DNA binding
Source: RefSeq, a predicted model, not a curated record